AUGGCUAGAAUUGGAAAUGGAGAUGCAAACCAAUAUUCUUUUCAUAAUACUUUGCUUGAGAAAUCAAUAGAAGAUUUGAAGGAGCUUUUGUUCCACAGAGACGUCUCCAUUAUUGGUGUGCAUGGUAUGGGCGGUGGUGACAAAACGACUUUGGCCUUGGCUUUAUGUGAUGAUCCCCACAUCAAAGGUUGUUUCGCAAAUAUAGUUUUCAUCACUGUUUCACAAUCCCCAAAUCUGAAGGGAAUUUUAAAGAUUUUAUGGGAGAAGAUCUUUGGGAAGAAUGUAGCUGAGUUUCAGAAUGUGGAAGAUGCACGUAUGGAGCUUCAGCAGCGGUUUUUAAGGCAGUCUAAACCAACUUUGGUGGUGUUGGAUGAUGUUUGGUCCAGAGCUGAUUUGGAAAUAUUACUAUUUGAAGCUCCAGGAUACAAAACCCUCAUCACAACCAGAGAUACUUCUACCAUCCCCAGAAACGCAUCUACUCGGCUGUAUCAAUGGCCAUUGUUAAACAAAGAGGAUUCUCUCUCACUUUUCUGCUUAUCGGCAUUUGGACAGACAUCAAUUCCAAGUACGGCAGAUGCAAAUCUAGUCACAGAGGUAUAG
Cryptomeria japonica (Japanese cedar) is the source of this 600-nucleotide messenger RNA. Its product is annotated as putative disease resistance protein At5g47280. The record is from RefSeq and is a predicted model, not a curated record. Lineage: Eukaryota; Viridiplantae; Streptophyta; Pinopsida; Cupressales; Cupressaceae. Gene Ontology annotation, biological process: defense response to fungus. Gene Ontology annotation, molecular function: ADP binding. The transcript is spliced from 2 exons. The coding region runs from base 1 to 600 and encodes 199 amino acids.